Molecule: messenger RNA, 945 nt
Organism: Elgaria multicarinata webbii
Lineage: Eukaryota; Metazoa; Chordata; Lepidosauria; Squamata; Anguidae
Product: olfactory receptor 11H6-like
Exons: 1
Coding region: 1-945 (314 amino acids)
Biological process (GO): G protein-coupled receptor signaling pathway
Cellular component (GO): membrane
Molecular function (GO): olfactory receptor activity; G protein-coupled receptor activity
Source: RefSeq, a predicted model, not a curated record
AUGAUGUUGGCCAAUGGGACUUCUAUCCAGGAAUUCGUUUUGCUGGGAUUUGGAGGUGGGCAAAAGAAGCGGUUCCUGCUCCUCAUUUUUUUCACCAUCCUCUACAUGCUCACUUUAGCUGAGAACAUCUCCAUCAUCACAUUGGUAUUCCUAGACACCCACUUGGCACAGCUGCCUAUGUACAUCUUGCUGAGCAACUUCUCCUGGCUGGAGAUAUGCUAUGUGACCACCACUGUGCCCCGCAUGCUCUUUGACUUGGCGUCCCCUCAUGGCAUCAUCUCUUUCCACGCCUGCUUCCUCCAGUUCUACAUCGUAUUCUCACUUGGCACCACAGAAUUCUUCUUCCUCUCAGCCAUGGCUUUUGAUCGGUACUUGGCCAUCUGCCACCCACUCCGCUACUCACAGAUCAUGUCCCCGAAUUCCUGCUAUUGCCUGGUGGCUGCAUGUUGGGUCAUUGGAUUCUUGGGGUACAUUAUCCCAGUGACUUUGAUAUCCAAGUUAUCCUUCUGUGGACCUAACAUCAUUGACCAUUUUGUAUGUGAUCCUGGGCCAAUCCUCUCCCUGGCCUGCCCUCCACUCGGAAAUGUUCCUUUUCUUUGCCAAAUUGUUGUGCAUGCUCUGUUUUUAGGCAAUGUCAUCUUUGUUAUAUUAUCAUAUGGCAUUGUAAUUUUCACCCUCAUGAAAACCGCUAACCAGGGCAAUUGUAGUAAGGCCUUCUCCACCAUAUCGAUGCACUUAUUGGUGGUGGCCCUUUUCUACGGUUCAGUUGGAGGGAUGUAUUUAAUUCCAGGUGGAGAAAGCCAGGCAGAGCUUACAAAAGCAAUAACACUCUUCUACAGCGUCAUCACACCAUUUAUCAAUCCCCUGAUCUACUCUCUGAGGAACGAUCAAGUGAAGGAGGCACUGGGCAGGUUGCUGAGGAGAAGGGUAAGACUGCUGAAGUGA